Molecule: messenger RNA, 2804 nt
Organism: Triplophysa dalaica
Lineage: Eukaryota; Metazoa; Chordata; Actinopteri; Cypriniformes; Nemacheilidae
Product: inositol-3-phosphate synthase 1-A-like
Exons: 11
Coding region: 162-1814 (550 amino acids)
Biological process (GO): phospholipid biosynthetic process; inositol biosynthetic process
Cellular component (GO): cytoplasm
Molecular function (GO): inositol-3-phosphate synthase activity
Source: RefSeq, a predicted model, not a curated record
CGCGGCGCGCCCACAGACCGACGGAAUGCGAGGACGCGCAUCACUCGAGCCUUAAAUCUGCAACAAAUUUGAAGAAACGCUGUCAGGGAUUUUUACCUCUAAACAUAUUUUACAUAUUGUUAUUAUUAUUCUUUUCAAGAAGAACAUUAAGGUCGAUUAUCAUGCCUGUGAAAGUGAAGAUCAACAGCGCUGACGUGAAAUACACCGAGAAACACAUCGAGUCGCGAUACAGUUACAACAGCGCAUCUGUGUAUAAAGACGGAGACACUUACACUGUGACACCCUCCAGUUCUGGAUUCAUCUUCCGCACAGAGAGGAAGGUGCCAAAGCUGGGCGUCAUGCUGGUCGGGUGGGGCGGUAACAACGGGACCACAGUCACGGCAGCUGUGCUGGCCAAUAAACUGGGUCUGACCUGGAAAAACAAGAAUGGUGUUCAGAAACCAAAUUACUUCGGCUCAUUUCUGCAGUCGUCGACCGUGUGUCUGGGCUCCGGACCUGACGGAGACGUCCACGUUCCCUUUCGAGAUCUGCUGCCUAUGGUGCAUCCGAACGACAUCGUAUUUGAUGGUUGGGACAUCUCCUCGUGGGAUCUGGGCAGGGCCAUGGAGCGUGCUCGGGUGCUGGAAUGGAGCCUGCAAGAGAAGCUCCGCCCCCACAUGAGUCAACUCAACCCCAGACCCUCCGUCUACAUCCCAGAAUUCAUUGCGGCGAACCAAGAGAGCAGGGCUGACAAUCUCAUCCCAGGAACCAAAGCAGAACAGGUGGAGCAGAUCCGUCGGGACAUCCGUGACUUCCGACAGAAGAGCCGCGUGGACAAGGUCAUCAUUCUGUGGACCGCCAACACCGAAAGGUUCUGUGACGUCAUUCCUGGACUCAACGACACGUCAGAGAAUCUGCUGAACACCAUACAAAUGGGAGGAGAGGUGUCUCCCUCCACCAUGUUUGCGGUGGCCAGCAUUCUGGAGGGCUGUGCGUUUAUUAACGGAUCACCUCAAAACACGUUUGUGCCCGGAGCGGUGGAGCUGGCCGUCCAACAGGGCGUCUUUAUCGGCGGAGAUGAUUUCAAAUCUGGCCAAACCAAAAUCAAAUCUGUUCUGGUGGACUUUCUGAUCAGUGCUGGUUUGAAGCCGACAUCUAUCGUGAGUUAUAACCACCUCGGAAACAACGAUGGAUUCAAUCUGUCAGCGCCUCAACAGUUCCGAUCUAAAGAGAUAUCAAAGAGUAAUGUAGUGGAUGACAUGGUGCGCUCCAACCCCAUCCUGUACAAGCCCGGAGAAAGACCCGACCACUGCGUGGUCAUUAAAUAUGUGCCGUAUGUGGGUGACAGCAAGCGAGCGAUGGAUGAAUACACCUCUGAGAUAAUGAUGGGAGGAACAAACACCAUCGCUCUACACAACACCUGCGAGGACUCUCUUCUGGCCACUCCGAUUAUUCUGGAUCUGGUGAUCUUGACAGAACUGUGUCAGAGAAUCACAUUCUGCACUCAGGACGAUCCAGUUUUCCAAAGCUUCCACAGUGUUCUGUCUCUGCUCAGUUUCCUCUGUAAAGCUCCGCUUGUACCGCAGGGCGCACCGGUGGUCAACGCUUUCUUUAAACAACGGUCGUGCAUCGAGAAUGUCAUGAGGGCAUGUCUCGGUCUCCCUCCUCAGAAUCACAUGCAGUUAGAACACAAGAUGAAAAGAGCCUUCUUGCAUUCUGGUGAAAUGCGAAAAAAAGAUGCCGUUCUAGAAAGUAUCAAUGGCUGUCGUUCCAUCAAAUGUAUUGAAAUGAACGCCCAUGAAGAAGUGCAGCACACGUCUCACAGAGGCCAUUGAUGCACUGAUAACAAACCAAGAAGUGACAGCUUUAUCCAAGUCGAUAAUUAAAGUCUAUUGCACUGAUUGAUUUUCUUUCUUGAAAAUAAUACUGUGUAUGUGUUUGUUUAGUGUCUAUUGUAUUUCUGGAGUCAUUGUGAGAAAUAAUCCUGUGGUUUUAAUACAAUUAACACUGAGAAAUAUUUUAGUAUUUGCAAUUGAAAACUAUGGCAAAAGUUCUAGAUACUAUAGUGUUUUGGAACACUAUUACAGUAUCAACUACAAUCUGUUAACAACUAAUACUUAGUGGUCCACAGAUAUGAGUUUUUUUAAUUGGCUGAUGCCGAUAUUAAGAAAGCAAUGUGGUGGAAGUAAUUAUAGUAAAAAAAGAAACAUACAAGAUAUUAGUGAAACUAAAUUAACAUUUGUUUUGCAUAAUAUUUAUGCAAUAUUCUCUUAAUUGAACAACAUUUAAUCAGUGUUGGGUAAAUUACUAAUAAAAAAGUAAUGAAUUACUAGUUACUAAUGACAUAUUCAAUAGUGUCAUUAGAUUACUGUACAAAUGACUCUCGCCAAAGAGUAUUAAGUAAUUUAUUACUAAUGACUGUCUAUAUCCUACAUCAACUUGAGUUGUUAAGUGGUUCAAGGAUAUGACAUAAAACGGCUAUUUUAAUUCUUAAAAUAAGAGUAAUCCCUCACUCUACUUUUUUUAGGGAAAGGUAAUUCAAUUACAGUAACUAAUUACGUAGUAACUAGUUACACCCAACACUGCAUUUAAUGAGGUAACCAUUCAAUAUUGACAGCGGCAGCUCUUUUUGUUUAACCGUUUCACCGCUUCUUUAAUCCAACAGAAAAUUCAAGAUAAAAUCUAUAUUUAAUUACAAAAAACUGAUCGUAAUUUGUUUAUAUUAAUAUACAGUUACUGUACAAAUACAUCGCAUGAAGUUAUUUUCCUCAGUAUGUUUCACUUUUAAAAACAACCCUUGACUAAUAAAGAUUUGUGUCCAUUUU